Molecule: messenger RNA, 642 nt
Organism: Miscanthus lutarioriparius
Lineage: Eukaryota; Viridiplantae; Streptophyta; Magnoliopsida; Poales; Poaceae
Source: the annotation of a GenBank genome assembly
AUGGCUACCACUCUUUCGUUAUCCUCUCCCCUCCUCCUCGGAGCUCCGGCCAGAGCUAGAGAUGUGAUUUCGUAUGGAGUGGCUUCGGCUAGUAUAUCACUGAGCACUGUAAAUGUGCUUGGCAAGGGCUACAUGAGUAGGGUUCAUGAUCGGGAGCAACAGCGACGAAUGGCAAUAGUAUCUGUGCUUGGAAGGAAGAAGUCAACGACCAAAGAAACAGUUGUCCCGGACCCCGACUAUAGGUUACCAAUUGCUAUACUUGGGAUUGCUAGUGCUUUUGCAUAUGCAGACAAUCUUCUAGCUGCUGCACCUGUAGGACUGCUGGGGCUUCUUCUUUUGUUCCAGACUACAAGAGUGAGGUUCGUCUUUGAUAAUGAGGCCCUGGAGGUGAAAGUUGGAGACCAGCUGCAGGAGUCCGGUGAAAAUGUAUUUGUCGGCGGCAAGAACCGUUGGAAGUAUUCAACGUUUGUAAAUUGGGAACUAUGGUGGCCACAGUUUCCUAUCUUGGUUUACUUCAAGGAGACCCAAACAAAGCCCGAAGGACAAGUCCACUUCUUCCCUGUGAUAUUCGUAAGUUCAUCAGUUUUUACCCAGUCAACCAAGUUUAUUUUCCGAUACCACGGUAUUCAACCAAUGCUAUGA